AUUGUGGAACAAACACAACUAGAUGGCGAAAUAAGUGAACAAAAAUAGCAAAUCCCAAAUAAAAUCCCAGGAGAAUGGAAGUGGUGGUUGGAGAAUGGUGGAGCCAAGCCAUAGUGCAACAUUUCUCCCCCCUCUUCCUUCUCUGAGAACCCUUUUCCUCUUCUAAAGAGAGAGAGGAAAAAAAAAAAAGGGGUUCUUGGUGGCGUAGGUGAGAAACAGCGAGCAGUGAUGGGGAGGGUGGAGUCCUCUCGGCCGGCACUCCUCCGGAGAAAAAUGGCCGAGUCUCCCCCUUCUUCCAAUUCUACAUCCCCACCACCUGAGGCAUCACCACCCCCAGCAUCUCCACCACCAUCGCCACCACCCUCAACAGCACCUCCACCGGCCACCCCGGCCGAUCCACCUCCAUCAUCGCCCCCACCUUCGCCACCAUCCCCACCACCUGAGUCGAAAAAGUCUCCCUCUCCGCCACCUCCACCAACCCAGUCUGUUGUGACACCGCCGCCACCACCACCACCUCAGUCUAUGUCCUCAACACACCAUUCUGGUGCAAUCCCACCCCCUCCAAAGAGUUCUAGGAACACAUCACCUUCGUCAUCGACCACAGACGACUCGAAGUCAUCGAAGAAUGUCAAGAAUAGCGGCGGCGGGGGCAGCGGCGGCGAUGGUGGAGGAAGCAGCGAUACUGACACAACUGAUGUGCCUCUUAUCGUGGGGGCUGCCGUGGGCAUCACACUGUUCGUCAUUGCUUUGCUGGCUGUUGCAUUAUGCUGCUGCCUUAAGAAGAAGAAGCAUCGCAAUAGCAUGCGGUAUUAUGAUUCUCCAAUGAUCAAAGGUGGUGGAUACUACAACAAUGGAUCACUUCCGAAAUGGCAACCCCAAGGGAUGGACCACAUGGGCAAGGUCCCACCACCUCCAGGUGCAAUUGGGCCAGGUGGAGGUGGGUGGCAGCAAUCACCACCUCCGAUGAUGAUGAGUAGUGGUGACAUGAGCGCAGGCUACUCUGGUCCCCAUGGUCCUCCAUUGCCACCCCCUUCGCCCAACAUCGCCUUGGGGUUCAACAAGAGCACCUUCACCUACGAGGAGCUGGCAUCGAUAACAAAUGGGUUCUCGCAGGCCAAUCUCAUCGGGCAAGGCGGGUUUGGGUAUGUAUACAAGGGUGUGCUCCCUAAUGGAAAGGAGGUUGCAGUGAAGCAGCUUAAGGCAGGGAGCGGACAAGGGGAGAGGGAGUUCCAAGCUGAGGUCGAUAUCAUCAGCAGGGUCCAUCAUCGCCACCUUGUGUCUCUUGUUGGAUAUUGCAUUGCUGGCUCGCAACGGAUGCUUGUCUAUGAGUUUGUUCCCAACAAUACUCUAGAAUAUCAUCUCUAUGGAAAAGGCCUUCCAGUAAUGGAUUUUCCCUCAAGAUUGAAGAUAGCUUUGGGAUCGGCGAAGGGUCUCGCUUACUUGCAUGAAGACUGCCACCCACGUAUUAUCCAUCGUGACAUCAAAGCUGCUAAUAUUCUCUUGGAUGGUAAAUUUGAAGCCAAGGUUGCGGACUUUGGACUGGCCAAGUCAAAUUCCGACAAUAACACGCAUGUUUCGACGCGUGUCAUGGGAACUUUUGGGUAUUUGGCUCCUGAGUAUGCAUCAAGUGGAAAGCUGACAGAGAAAUCUGAUGUAUUCUCAUUUGGUGUGAUGCUUUUGGAGCUGAUAACGGGACGACGUCCUUUCGACCCCACUGGUGCACUCAUGGAAGAUAGCUUGGUCGAUUGGGCAAGGCCUCUUUUAAGCCGUGCAUUGUCUGAUGAAAACUAUGAGGAGCUUGUAGAUCCCCGCUUGGAGAAUAAUUACAAUGCAACAGAGAUGCAACGCAUGAUAGCAUGUGCUGCUGCUUGUGUUCGCCAUUCUGCAAAGAAGCGCCCCAAGAUGAGCCAGAUUGUGAGGGCAUUGGAGGGUGACACAGCGCUUGAAGACUUGAACGAGGGGGUGAAGCCUGGGCAGAGUACAUAUUUCAACUCAAGCUCAGACUUUGAGUCAGGUUCAUACAGCGCGAAAAUGAGGAGAUUCAGAAGGACUGCGCUUGGAAGCGAGGAAUUCAGCAAUGAGUACAGUGGACAAACCAGCGAGUAUGGGCUCAAUGCAUCGGAUUCAAGCAGCUCUGGGGACUUAAAUUCUCUUGGAAAUCAGAGGAACAAAGCUCGUUGAUGUUCCUGAAAAAAAUUUAAAAAAAAAAGAGAAAAAAGAAUGAUGAUCAUAAUAGAAGAAAUACUCAUUCAUGAGACCAAGGAGCAUAUUGAGUUGAAUGCAUUGUAGCUUUCUUUUGUUGGUGGGAGAGAUGAUUUGGUUAAUGUCUGUGAGUGUUUGUUCUUAUUAAUAUCGUAAUUAUUGGACUUGGCUUCUAUUAUU
Messenger RNA from Elaeis guineensis (African oil palm), 2382 nucleotides. Its product is annotated as proline-rich receptor-like protein kinase PERK15. Gene Ontology annotation, molecular function: protein kinase activity; ATP binding. NCBI's taxonomy places the organism in Eukaryota, Viridiplantae, Streptophyta, Magnoliopsida, Arecales, Arecaceae. The record is from RefSeq and is a predicted model, not a curated record. Gene Ontology annotation, biological process: protein phosphorylation.